CAGUCCCUGAAAACUAUUUUGUUUCUCUAUCCUAUUAAGUUUCUAUUCUGUUCUUCAGCUCCUUUCAUUCUACGAACAUGUGCCAAUAAGAAUAUGGGUUGCCUGGCUGGGCCAGCAAUCUGCAAAUUCAGCGGAGGAUCAGGAUCGUGUUCCCGAUGUGAAACCGACAACUGCAACCUGUGA
This is a messenger RNA of Haemonchus placei, 183 nucleotides long. The record is from the annotation of a GenBank genome assembly. Lineage: Eukaryota; Metazoa; Nematoda; Chromadorea; Rhabditida; Trichostrongylidae.